This is a messenger RNA of Onychostoma macrolepis, 7965 nucleotides long. It is a transcript of the gene actr5, whose product is annotated as actin related protein 5. The record is from RefSeq and is a predicted model, not a curated record. Lineage: Eukaryota; Metazoa; Chordata; Actinopteri; Cypriniformes; Cyprinidae. Bases 87 to 1862 code for a protein of 591 amino acids. The transcript is spliced from 11 exons. Gene Ontology annotation, biological process: regulation of DNA-templated transcription. Gene Ontology annotation, cellular component: cytoplasm; Ino80 complex.
GGCGAUAAUGAGUUGAGAACACAAACGAUGUAGUGGAUGGUGACGAAGAAGACACAGAGUUGAGCGCUCGGUUGUUGUUUAGUACCAUGAGUAAUAAACGCAGUGUUUACACUUUUGAGGAUUAUAAAUGUUCGCCUGAUCCAGUAUUUACAGUGGAGAGGGAAUGUCUGGAGCCAUGUCCGGCGCCGAUAGUAGUAGAUAACGGCUCGUUCCAGUGUCGCGCGGGUUGGGCGUGUGGUGUUUCUCAGUUGGAUCAGCCGCGGCUCGUGUUCAGGUCAGUAGCGGCGCGCAGCAGAGGAGCCGCUCGCAAUGAAGCGCACGUGGGAAAUGACAUCCCUAACCUCGAGCCGCUGCGCUGGACUUUCAAGAGCGCGUUUGACCGCAACUUGGUGGUUAACUUUGACAUACAGGAGCUCAUCUUUGAUUACGUCUUCUUGCACCUCGGAAUAAGCACCCAGGGACACGUGGAUCACCCUGUGGUCAUCACCGAGCCACCCUGUAACCCACUUCACUGCAGACAGAUGAUGUCUGAGCUGCUCUUUGAGUGUUACGGUGUGCCACGGGUGGCGUAUGGUGUGGACAGUCUAUUCAGCUUCUAUUAUAACAAUCUCAGUGAUGGAGCAGUUCUGCCCUCUACGGGACUUGUCGUGUCAUCAGGAUAUCACUGCUCCCACGUGCUGCCCAUCAUCAAUGGCAGGCUGGAUGCUUUGAAUUGUAAGCGUGUGAAUUUGGGUGGAGGUCAGGCCGCGGCAUACCUUCAGAGACUGUUGCAGCUGAAAUACCCUGCAAACCAGACUGCCAUCACACUGAGCCGCAUGGAGGAGCUACUGCAUCAGCACAGCUAUGUCGCACUGGACUACCAGCACGAGCUGGAGAAGUGGCGAAGUCCUAACUUUUAUGAGAGGGAAGUUCACCGUGUGCAGCUGCCAUUUUCAGGGCGGGCAGCUGGCGUUUGCGUGAGUGUUGAGGAGAAGAAUGAGAGGAAAGCGCAACAGCUCCGCCGACUACAGGAAAUCAACAUUCGCCGCAGAGAAGAGAAAUUACAGGAAGACCAGAAACGACUGGAAACGCUUCUGUCUGUGCAGGAACUGCUGGAGGAUGGCUCUCUGGAACUAUUUCACAGGAGUCUGGUGGAGCUCAACAUGGACUCAGCUGAGGAGCUUCAAUCUUACAUCCAUAAACUCAGUAUGAGCAUGGAGCAGCACAGGCUCAUGAAGGCUGAGACUGCAGAGGUGGAGCAACCCGCAGAAGAUGGGAGUGAAAUGGUACCAGAUUUAAUUCAGGACAAUGACGAGCCCGGCAAAACUACCAGUGCCAUCCAGCUAUUGUUUAACAAGGCAGAGUAUCAUCAGCUGUUUGUGGGCACAGAGCGUCUGCGUGUGCCAGAGAUCUUAUUCCAGCCAUCUCUGAUUGGAGAGGAGCAGAUGGGCCUGAUGGAGACAAUGCAGUUUGUUCUGGAACAGUACCCUCCUGAACAGCAGGAGGCACUUGUGAAGAAUGUGGUUUUGACUGGAGGGAACCUGCAGUACCCCGGACUAAAAGAAAGAGUGCAGAGAGACCUGCUCACAAUCAGACCCUUCCAGUCACAGUUUAAGGUGUCUCUGGCAAGACAGCCGGCUCUGGACGCUUGGUUUGGGGCACGUGAAUGGGCAUUAACGAACCCUGCUGAAGCUCAGGGCUGGAUCAGCCGUCAUGAUUAUGAAGAGAACGGAGGGGAAUAUCUUAGAGAGCACUGUGCCUCAAACAUCUUCAUACCCAUGAAGCUCAAUAAACCAUUAGCCAUAAAACAAACACUUAUGGGAAAAUGCUCGACAGACACAAGCUUUUCUGACACCACCAGCAAUGACAUUUCCCUGUCCUAGUUUGAAAUGUGUUGUCCUGAUUGAUGAAGACUUCUAACAGUUUGGACCUUUGAUACUGCAUGACGUUUCUGUAGCCAUGAACGCCUGUUUAUACAGUUGACAUGUACAGUAUAUUUUACAUAAUGUUAUUGGUGAUCACAUUUUACAUUUUCUAGAAUACAGUUUGUUUAGUGUCUGUGUAUGUUUUAAUUGGUGUAUAAAGGAUGAGAAUUUCAUAUUUUCAAAUGUGAAGUACUGUUGUUGUUGUUGUUUCUGCUGCUGCUGAUGAUGAUGUGCUUUGUCCAGACCAAGGUUAUUUUCGUAAACGAAAACUGAAACUAAGACUAAAACUAUUGGUCAAAAAACAUUUUCGUAAACUGAAAUAAAAUUACAAUUUCUAAAUAAAUGAAAAACUAAACUAACAACAGUAACUGAAAAACUAACGAAAAUAAAAUAAUAAUUAGCAAAAAUAAAUAAUUGUUCAUGAUUUAAUAAGCUGUCAUUCUGUGCCAGAAAAUGGUUCCCGUGGUUGUUUAGGGAAAUAGAUGGCGCUUCAUGCACGUGAGCUGCCUCCUAAGCGGUUAUUCACAGAGAAUGCGUUUUGGCAUUUAAAAAACAAGACGCGGGCUAUGAAAUGGGAAAUAAUAAUAAUACACACCUUACAGCGCACGAACGUUUAAAAGCGUGCUUGACAUGCGAGAACAACAUGAGAGUGAGUUAAGACACAGAAUUAAAAGUUUUGGAUGAGCUGACUUUAGUGAAUAGUCAUUUUGUCACGCUUUGCGAUUACUAUGGUAAGGUCCGCCUCGAAUCCAUGACACGAGCACCGCCUUGACUUUAUAAAACGCAAACAAAAUGAGAGAAAGCGAUUGCCGCGCUGUUUUCACUGCUGGCCGUGUUGUGUAAAAGAGGCUUUAGUACUGGGAUUGAUUGCGUUGUUCAUCUGAAGCGCAUGCGCACUGGAGCGGCUGAAGUGCAAACAUCAUUUAAAUCACCAUAGCAUUUUUUUUUUGAGUAGUAUGAGGUUUCAAAGCAUUUUAGAUUGUUUCUUCUUAUUGUGUACGUUCAUUGAGGGAGACGGGACAUACAGUGUGCACCGGUGGCUUGUAUGUGCAAAAAAUCCAACAAAUAAAUGCAUUGAAAACACAGAUGGACAAAAAUAAAGUUUACAGAGUUUCAAUGAUGAUUGCAAACAACAAGCCUGCGUCCCAAUGUGCACACUGUCCAUGCUAAAAUCUAUGUGAUAUAAGUCAUUUUUAAUACUAUUUAGGGCAGAUAGGGUGGAUAGUAUGCACAUUGGGACGUAGGGCAUGUUUCCUCAAAUCCAGCACUGGAGGGCCAUUGUCCUGCAGAAUUUAGCUUCAACCCUGAUAAAAACUCAACUGCCUGAUGCUGUCUAGUAACUCUUAAAACCUUGAUUAGCUUGUUGUUUGUAAACUAUUGGCAUAUUAAUUACUUUACAGUGAUAAAAAUAAAAAUAAUGAUGCAAACAAAAUUCACUUCUGCUGUGAAGCAGCUCUUAACAGUAAAAAGUAUCAUUGUUCAGUUGAAAUCAGUGUUGACUGAUCAGUGUUACAAAUAAUCAAAUAUAAAAUAAUUCCAAUGCAUCUACAUAGCAGUUGUGCAGAAAACAGUGGUGUCAUCAUCUAGCUCAGUUCAGUGCUUAUCCAAUAGUGUCAGUGGAGUCAGAUCAAUAAUAUUGCUGAAUAUUAUGUGUCUCCAAAUAAGCAAGCCAAAAGUCGACAGUGGCAAAGUCAAAGUCUGUUUUAUUGUCAAUUCUGCCACAUGUACCGUACAUACAUACAGAGAACUGAAAUUUCGUUACUCUCUUACUCCCUGGUGCAUACAGAUAACACUAAGUACUAACAGUAGAACGCAAAAAUACAGAUAAGUACAAAUCAAAUAUAUAUAUAUAUAUACACGUACGCAAAAUGCAAUUAUUAGACUAGACGAAGAUGUACAAAAACAUUGCGACUUACAAGACAAAAACCACGAAAACACCGUUCUGUCGGGAGAGAGAGAAGCCGCUGUGUCCGUGUGCACCGCCAUCUUUAGUAGUAUGUAACAAGGAACCCAAACUCCCAUCAGGUGACAUGGAGAAAGAAAAAAAACCCUUGGGAGAAAGUAUAGUUUAGGGAUCAGUUCUCCUCUGGCCAACAGAUGAACAUGGUGUGAUUAUGAUUCAGGCUGCAUCACAAUUUAUUUACUGUGAGAUAUACAGGACUGUAGGCCUACAAGUAGCUGGAGUUAUUAAUCUCAUUUAAAUACUAUCUAAAAUCAGGUUUACAUUUGUGGCUAACUAGAAUGUGAGUGACCUUUAAUGCAUGUGCAGAAAUAAAGUCUCACCAACAUCUGUUCAGUGCCUUUUCACUUUCUCUCUUCUCCUCUUUCCUAAUGCUUCCUCUGUUGCAAAUGCUGAAAACUUUUCAAUGAUUUUUUUCCGCAUGUCAAUUAGGGGAUGAUGCUCUCCUAGAAACAACAAACAAAUACACAGAAUAUUAAAUGCAAUUUUGUUUAUUCCAUUAUUGUAAAUGAUGUACUGAUGCUAUUGGAAUGAGAACUGAACGGAGCUGGACAAUGACAUAACUGAUUUCUACAGAUCUGCUUAUAACAAAUUGCUGAGCCAUUAGAGUUAAAUGCAUCUAUAGACAGGGUUGUCACUAUAGUUGGAUUGAGAUGUUGAUGUUUUAUUAGAUUAGAUUUUGACAUUUUAUAAUGUAAUUGUAAUUUGUUUUAUUAUAGUAAAAGUGUAGUAAAAACAGCAUUAAACCAGUUGUUUUGUCUUCCCCUCAGACUUCAGUUCUGUGUGUUCUGUGCACUGACCCGUGUGCGCUACAAAUAAGUACGGAAGCGGCAUUUCCUCUCAUUUUCUUCUCAUCUCAGCGGGUUGAUUAAGAUAUCUGUCAAGUCUUUUUACAUCUCUCUAAAAUUAUAACUAAAGAUAUAUGAGGACAUUAGACAUUAUACUCACCGCUAAACUGGAUGAGUCGACAAAGUCAACGCUCCAACUCGGCUGAUAUGAACUUCUCUUCCGGAAAGCGUUUCUUCUCUUUUGUCACACUUGUGAAUGGUCUCGGAGUGUAAUGUUGUUAUGUCUUUGUGCUUUAAUUGUGAUAGUUAAUUAAAAUAAAAUAAAUUUUAGCCACCAGAUGUCGCCAAAGUUUCUAUUUAAAGAAAAAAUAUUAAAAAUUAAAAAAGCACUACCAAAUUUAAGCCACCAGAUGUCGCCAAAAUUUCUAUUUGAAGAAACAUAUUAAAACUUAAAAAGCACUACCAAAUUUUAGCCACCAGAUACCGCCAAAGUUUCCAUUUAAAAAAAAUAUUAAAAAUUAAGCACUACCAAAUUUUAGCCACCAGAUGUCGCCAAAGUUUCAGUUUAAAGAAAAAAUAUAACAUAAUACAUAUCAAUAUCAAGAGUAUUUAAAAGCGUAUUUAUUAUUAACUUAAUUAUCAUCAUAGACAUCUUUAAGAUAUAUGCAUCAAAACGAUCUAUCAGUUCACACGACCUCCACAUGAUUUAUAAUAAUAAAAAAUACAAUAGACUCUUAUCUCUUCGAUUCGGAAUAAUACACGCUACAUUCCUUUUCUUUUUCUUUUUCAAGAGACUACGCUCGCUACUCCGUAUGUUGUCAGAAAAGCUCGGACCUGCCUGUUCAUAACGCACGCCGCAUUCUCCAGUGAGGUCAAUAACCUCUAAAAGAAAAAAUAAAUAAUAUCAUAUAGUUAUUAUACAUCGGUAGAGUUUUAACCAUCACAAAGUAGCUCGAGCUUUAACAAUGCUGUCAAAGUUAGAAUUCAAAAGAUUAACAUUUUACCGUUUUGUGAUGCUUGCUCGCUCAUCAUCUGUGCAGUCACUAAAAUAAACCAGAAAUCAUCCUCAUUUAAAUAUUUAAAAUUGUUCAGCGUGUAUAUAAACAUAUCAAAAUAUCAUAAAAGACUUAAGAGACUUACAUAAAUCGAUUUGACUAAAUGCAACUUGUUCCACAUUUAAAACCCCUAUGAGGCAAAAACUAUUAAAAUAGUUUAAAUCAAUAAAGCUCUGUUGAAAAUAUACUAAGCUUUUAAAGAGUAUUAACUAUAUAAUUCAAACAGAGUGACAUCGAAUUUCGAGGAAAAUAAAUAGAACUUACCGAUGUUGUUCAUUUUUUCCAGAAAAAGUCACAGUAGCCUAAUUGUCAAAAAACUGUAGAGUUCCAAAGCCAAAGUCUUGUGUAACUGUCCGCACCUAAAAACGUUUAUGGUAUUUAAAGGCCUGUACUGAGAAUUUUAUUGAUCCCUAGAGACAGCAUCUGUUAAAUCGAUUAAAAAUAUACAUUAUUUGUAUAGCUUUUGAAAUAUUUAAACCACAAAUGUCAUGGAUGGCAAUUUUAACACGAAACAAAAAGAUAUAUAUCUCGUUAUAAUAUGUUAAUAUGUUGUUUUAAUAUCUGGAACUGAAUAAAACGGAUUUAAGAACGAUAUUUUCGCAAGAGACUUUAUUUAAAAGUGUGACCGCCUGGUGUCGCUCGUGCUCUAUGAUAAAACCCAUGUCCACACCAGAAGUCUUUGACCUCUCGCAAAUCGUAACAGAUAAAUAUUCAAGUAAAAUUGUUUUUAAAAACGACCAUGUUCACAAAAUAUGCAGUUCUCCCCAGGACCAUAAUAAAAAAGCCGUGAUAUUAAUUUAAAUACACAAAACGUAAUAUAUUUAUUAGUGUAAGGCGAAGGCCUCAGAAUAGAGUUAUAAUUUAAAUAAAUGAAAUAAUAUGAUGUAGAAUUUAAAUAAUUAAACGUUCAUAGUUUAAAUAUUUUAUUAGUAUUUUAAAUAACAAUGAAUCCUCCCCAAAAUAUCUCUUCCACCAUGUAUCUGUAAAAUAACAGAGAUCGUGAGAAAAUAUUAGAGUGAUGUGUGCUGUUUAGACCGUAAAAAUACGCUUCCAUAUAUGAAAACACCAUACAUAAUUAGUUUCUGAAAUUCUAUAAGGUUUAAGAGGAUAGCAACGUGUAAAGUCCCAUAAAAUUGAUAAAUUGUGACUGCUUGUUCCUGUGUAGGCUUAUCGCUAAAUUGUUUGUGACCAUGUCUAAUUAUAAAUAUUUAUUUUGUCGCGGCUACCAGAAACAGAUGCCUAGAACUGUUAUUUAAACAAGCUUCUUAAAACAAACCGUAAAUUACGCUGUCCACGGAACCACGGUUGCAUCUGUCUAAACAGACUAUGCCAUGGGUCUCUGGAUCGAAUUUCUGAAAGGGAAUUCAGAAUUCCGAGCCGUCGACUUUGCAUGUUUCAUCACACAGUGAGCGAUGGGGCACAAUUUUGAAGAUAAUUAAAGUUUAAACUAAACACAAUUUUGUAAUCAGUUCAUUUGAGACCCGCUGGAAUACCGUGAAGACAUGUAUUCUCUGCUUCCCCAUGAAGAAUGUAAGACAAUUUAUAUUUUUAACCAUUUUAUUCGUUAAGGUAAACAUUUUUACCCCAUUCUCAUCGAUAGCCUAUUUUAUUUCAAUUAUUUGUAUACACCAACAGAAUAUAUGUGCGAGCUCGGGAGUGUGUCUUAAAACUGUUCUGUUAAAAAAAAAAUUUAUUUAUUCAGAUUUUGUCCUUAAAUCCAUUAUCUUUUUCCAUAGACUUUUUCUCACACCCCCCAUAGAGAGAGAGAGAUGGAGAGAGAGAAUUAAAGUUUAAACACAAUUUUGUAAUCAGUUCAUUUGAGACCCGCUGGAAUACCGUGAAGACGUGUAUUCUCUGAUCCCCUGAAGAAUAGACAGAGAGAGAGAGAAAGAGGGUGAGAGAGCGCACGCCUCAGAACCGGACACACGCGCUGCAGAUGGGGAGGGGCACUCCCCCACAGAUGUUCCCAUGAGGAAGAUUCAAAACGGACCAUAAUAUCAUCAAAAAUAUUACUUGACAGCUCAUUUAUGGUUUUUUCCACCACCGGAUAACAUAGCAAUUAAUCUUUUCGACAUUUGCUGGUGGUUACUUACUACUCUUUGGAUCAUAUAAAUGCAGGCUUGAUGAUCCUCGUGAUAGAUCUCAUGAUCCUCAUGAUUCUCCUGGGACCUGGUUCUGUGACUCAACCCCUUCAAGUGACAAUAGGCCUACCUCUUGCAUCAAAGAAGCAACUGGUGCACGCCAGCAGGAAGCUGUAA